Suillus subalutaceus is the source of this 2284-nucleotide messenger RNA. RefSeq names its product Fet3 protein. Gene Ontology annotation, biological process: cellular response to iron ion starvation; reductive iron assimilation. The record is from RefSeq and is a predicted model, not a curated record. Gene Ontology annotation, molecular function: ferroxidase activity; copper ion binding. The transcript is spliced from 10 exons. NCBI's taxonomy places the organism in Eukaryota, Fungi, Basidiomycota, Agaricomycetes, Boletales, Suillaceae. Bases 86 to 1984 code for a protein of 632 amino acids. Gene Ontology annotation, cellular component: high-affinity iron permease complex.
AUUUUCCUCUGAGGACUGACUUUGAACUGAUUUCAUCUAGGUAUCACGAUCAACGUGGGGGAUCCAAAUUACCAUUGACACAUCCAUGUGGUGCCGUCAAUCCCUUCUCUUGCUUGCGCUCUUGUCUCCUGCACUUGCGGGUAUACAGGAGCUUUGGUGGAACGUCACCUACGUUCAGGACGCGAGUCCAGAUGGCCUCUUUGAACGCCGUGUCAUUGGUGUCAACGGAACCUGGCCACCUCCGCCAAUUGAGGUAUCUACAACAGAUUCAUUGCUUGUGCAUGUAACGAACGGCAUCGAUCGACCUGCAUCGCUACACCACCACGGCAUGUUCUUCAACUCAACAUCCUGGAUGGACGGAGCAAUGGGGGUGUCGCAAUGUGGCAUACCCCCAGGUCAGACGUUUGACUACGUUGUACCCAUCAACUCCUCCGGCCAAGUCGGAACAUACUGGGCGCAUGGUCAUGCAAAUGGAAUAUAUGUGGAUGGUCUGCGCACGCCUCUCCUGCUGCAUUCUCCAAAUGAAACUUAUGCCGCCGAUUACGAUGCCGAGUUCACUGUUAUGCUGAGUGACUGGUACCAUCAAGAGCAGCCUGUCCUCUUGGAAUCCUUCCUCAGCAUAGCAGAUCCAGGAGGAGCGGAGCCUAUUCCUGACUCUGCCCUCGUAUAUUUCUCCCAAAAUGGUUCCUACCUGGCACCUAUCCCAGGGAGUCACCCAUCCCCGGUAACAAGUGCGGUAGGUUUCAACGAGAACGCGACGCUUCCGUUCGAGCCCGGUAAAACGUACAGACUGCGCGUAAUCAACAUGGGCGCAUUCGCAGCGUUCUACUUCUGGAUCGACGGACAUGAAAUGCGAAUCAUUGAAGUUGACGGUACAGACACACAGGAGCAGCCUGUUGAUAUGCUGAGCCUAGCAGUGGCGCAGCGUUACUCUGUGCUUGUCACCGCGAGGAACGAUACGUCGUCAAACUGGGCCAUCCAUGCAAACAUGGAUACAAGCAUGUUUGACACCGUCCCCAGUAGUCUAAAUCCCAAUAUUACCACCACCAUCACAUACUCCGCCUCCUCCAACCUCACUACCCUGUCCCCCGUGUCCUCCUAUACCCUGAUAAACGACAGCGCUCUGGUUCCCACCGAUGUUUCGCCUGCACUCCCCCCAACAAAUACCCUUGAGCUUGAGUUCAACUUCGCGACGAUGAGCGAUGGGACAAACCAUGGAUUCAUAAACAAUUUGGUUUACAAUCCGCCACUGGUACCCGCGAUCAUGAGCGCGCUGAGUCUGGGCGAAAAUGCCACUAGCCAAGUGGCAUAUGGGCCGUACAGCUUUGUGUAUAACUACGGAGAUGUGAUCGACCUUGUGGUGAUGAACGCUGAUACAGGGAAGCAUCCCUUCCAUUUGCACGGAUACAAGAUGCAGAUCGUCAAUAAAGUGACGGAUUAUACCUCCAACGAUACAUCACUUAACCCACCGCUUAUCGAAGGGCAAGCAAACCCGAUGCGUCGUGACACUGUAGCCAUCCCUGGCGGAGGUUCCGUCACGCUCCGCAUCGUCGCUAAUAACCCCGGCGCAUGGCUCUUUCACUGUCACAUAGAAUGGCACCUUGAAUCGGGCCUUGCGGUCCAGUUCAUAACAGCUCCGCUUCAGAUACAAGAACAGGCACAGGACCGCGUACCGUCGUUUAUGUACGACCAGUGUGCUGCGCUUGGGAUCCCCACGAGUGGCAAUGCUGCAGGACACGCGAGCCCAACUAAUUUGUCGGGUCUCCCGCUUGGUCCGUGGUUGCAGAAGCUCGGUUGGCUGGCUAAAGGCAUCUGGGCGAUGGCUGGAUGUGUGUUGACAGUCGUCAUUGGCAUCGCUACUGUUAUAUGGUAUGCUAUGGGAGGUUCUGUCACUGAGGAGGAGAUGGAGGCGGAGGCGCGUCAGCGCAUCGAGGAAAAGGAACGCAGAGGAAAGUUCUUUGGUCUGUUUAAGAGAAAGACUUGAAUAUCCAUUUGUUCAUACUGACCUAAUAGCGGUCACUCUGGCUAUGCCGUUCUGCGGGGUAGUCCUGUCAAUGAUUGUCACCACUUAUUCGAUAGUUUAAUGACUAUUGAUAGAUACACAUGCAAUAACUUGAAGUAGCAAGUACUUACACGGUAAAAAGUUAGCUGAACCUGUGGUUAAGUCAGUCGUUUUUGCACGUAUACAAUUUGUGUCCUGUACUGUUUUGAAUGAAGACAGAGUACUGAAUUAGGAUAAGAUCUGUUGGUGAAGAACGACUUGGAAGCUAAUGAUGAGUUGUCC